AUGGAGGUGUACCAGUGGAUGACUCACAUGGCGAGCCUUGCAGUUCUGUGCCUGCUGCUGGUGUUUCCACUGAGCAGCUCCCAGAGCACCCUGCAGUCUGAGCAGGAGACCGGUGCUCAUCAGGCCCCGGCAGCGCCGCCUCCUCCACCACCUUCGCCACCACGCAUACGAGACCUGCUCAGGAAAGAGGAAACCACUCAUUUAAAUACAAAGCGAACGUAUGCCCACGUAGACAAAGACAAUGCCAAAGGGGCUCUGUUCAUUGCCGCGGCCCUGGGAACCUGCGCACUGAUGGCUGCAGUGUACUGUAUCUACAACAAGUUCUACAACAAACAACAGUACCUGCACACCGAACUCAACGAUGACUCAGAUUUAACCACAGACCACAUGGACCCUCCCCCCGUGUAUUUCCACGCCUCUGUUGGCUCCAGCGCCGCAGACGUGCGGAGAGCCGGCUACGGCUCGCUCUCCGACACUCCAUCCAUCAUCUCUGUGCCACCCAGCCUGUCUCCUCCUCCCUCUGCCAUGCCCUUCCCUCCCCUCUUCCUCUCCUCUCGCUCUCUGAGAACCAUAUCAGCGAAGGAUCUGGAGAAGAGCUGUAUCUGAUACCGAAUGCUCAAGUUAGCUGUGUGAGACCUCGGAACGACAAUGAAGAAUAAGUAGUUGUUUUCAGAAUGUGCACAUUGUUCUCCAUUUUCUGCGCACGCGAGUUUCCUUUUUUUGCAGGCGAAUUUGGCUGAAAUAAAACAACGCAUCAAUUUCAAACCUUGAAGAAUGGGUUUGCAAGUACAGCCCUACAUUGUCGAGGUGUUUUGAACAGUAAGAAAAUGCAGCAGAGAAGAAGAAACAUUUGGCGGUAGAAUAUACAGGAGUCUGCUGGAAUGUGCUAACAGAAGUAUCUCAUCCACCUGCUGCAACUGCCAGUUAUCACUGUUAACCCUGAAACUCUGA
This is a messenger RNA of Chelmon rostratus (copperband butterflyfish), 951 nucleotides long. RefSeq lists its product as uncharacterized. The record is from RefSeq and is a predicted model, not a curated record. The transcript has 4 exons. NCBI's taxonomy places the organism in Eukaryota, Metazoa, Chordata, Actinopteri, Chaetodontiformes, Chaetodontidae. Bases 1 to 606 code for a protein of 201 amino acids.